Molecule: messenger RNA, 1002 nt
Organism: Moneuplotes crassus
Lineage: Eukaryota; Ciliophora; Spirotrichea; Euplotida; Euplotidae
Source: the annotation of a GenBank genome assembly
UUAAAUCAUAUAGUAAUAAAAAUGAAAUUCAACCAUUCUUGCCUCCUCUUGCUCCUGUUAUUUACAUUAACGAUCUGAGCAACUGUUGCAAGCGAUGCUGGCCAAGAAACAGAAGCUACUGAAGAGGACUCACCUAAGUAUAAGUUACUUUUCUUCAGAGAAGAUUGCUUCAAUGAAUUUUUGGACUUGAAUUUCUUCUACAAAGAUUGUAUCUCCAUUACUAUCUCUAAAGGACUUGGAUAUGGAAUCAUCCUUGGUGCGAUGUUGGUCAAGCUGCCACAGAUUUACAAUAUCCUCAAAGCAAGAUCAGGAAGGGGUAUCUUACCAUCAAUGUUCUACAUGGAAUGCUUCAUGUUCAUCAUAAAUGGAUGCUACAACAUCCAUUUAAACUCUCCAUUUAGUGUCUAUGGUGAGAACUUUGCCCUCCUAUUUCAAAACUUCAUUGUUAUUGCCCUGCUCUGGCUGUAUGGAAACAAGACCUCUAAUGUACCAAAAGCUAUCGUAACACUUUCGAUAUUUGGGACUUUUUCUUUCCUCUAUUUUGAUGCUCUUGUCCCAAAUUUCUUAUGGAAAUUGUUCAUGGAUAUUCAAAUUCUAAUGGUGGCAUACUCGAGACUGCCCCAGAUUUUGGAGAACUUCAAGUCUAAGUUCACUGGAGAGCUCUCAAGUAUAAUGUUCUUAGCCAACGCACUAGGAAAUCUGGCCAGAACUUAUACAUUCAUGAAGGAAACCCAGGAUUUGUAUAAUAUGUUUACAAGUGGACUUUCCACUAUAUUAAACUUUACUAUCUUCUGCCAAGUUAUGUAUUACUGGAAGAGCAACCAGAUCUACAAGACUAGGACCGAGCUGAAAGAUAUGGAAAGCCAGUCAGACAACAGUGGAAGGAGCUCAAAUCCUGAAGAAUUUGCUAAGAAAGUCGAAGUUUUGGAUGCAUCUGAAGGAAUACCAUCUCUUUAAUGAUUUAAAUUUAGGACCUUAGGAAUAUGAUAAAUAAAAUUGUUU